AUGGCAGCGCCGUUCAGCGCGCUUGUGGAGUUCCACGGCUCGCGCGUUCUCCUCGACUGCCCACUAGACCCCUUGCCCUGCUUGCUCCAUCCCCCCAUCCCACCCGCGUGGUUACCAAUUUCGCGAGACUCGCCUAGGAAGCUCGACCGUUCGACUGAUCGAGGGAAUUCCACGGAGCCUCGCCCCGUCAACAAAAGCGCCAAUAUUCGCUGCUCUCCGCGCGCCUCGCAGCAUUCGCCACGCGCGCCUACCGACGCCGCUCGCCUCGACGCACCUCGCGCCACCCGCUGCUCGCCACUACCGCAUGCUGAUUCCCUCGCUCCUUUCCCCGCACCUGCUGCUGCUGCCGCCGCAGACGAAGCUUUCCAUGGCGCAAAGACGGACACCCAUGCAGCGCUUGCGCCGGACCAGCCCGAUCCUGCAGGUUCGGACCGAGCCAUACACCCAACUGUCUCACCUCGCGACCAUCUCGGAUCAGCCGGCUGGGGCGCUUUCCUCCCCCCAGCCCUGACGUUGCUGCAUCGGCAUGGCUGCCGAGCCUCGAGGUCAGGCUUAACGCACAGGCGCGAGGUUCGGUGGAGACGGAGGGUGUGCAUGUGCUUGGCUGACCGGCAGACGGGCGGAGGCGGGCAGAAGGGGGACGAGGAGGGACGAGGCGAGGGGGCGGAGGGGGAGGAGGGAAAGCGGAGAGAGAAUCGUAGCGGUGUUGAGGCGGAGGUGAAGGGAGGCAGAGCAGAGUCGGUGUGUGGUGGAGCGAUGAGAGGGUCAAGCAGCAGUGCAGGCGGGCAUGACGGCGGCAAUGAGGGCGGCAAUGAGGGCGGCAAUGAGGGCGGCAAUGAGGGCGGCAAUGAGGGCGGCAAUGAGGGCGGCAAUGGGGACAGCAAUGGGGUGGAUGCAAGGGGCAAGGGCAGGAAGAGGGGUGGUGAUGGCAAUGAUGUGGAGAGCGGUGGGAAGAGGCGGAAAGGGGACGGGGACGAGGGGAAGCAUGCGUCCUCCUCGCCGUGCCCCGGUGUGCGCCUCUCCUUCCCCCUGCCCUCCUCCGUGCCAACCCCCCAUCGCUCUCUCUCCCUGCCAUUCGCGCUCACUGCCACGUCAGCAGCAUCUGAUGUGGACGCCAUCCUGAUCUCGAGCCCCGAGGGCCUUCUGGGUCUGCCUGUGCUGCUGCGCCAUCACCGCCAGCACCACGCCCACCGCCCUCCCCCCAAGGUGGUGUGCACGGAGGCUGCUCUGCGCAUUGCCAGGCUGGCGGCCAAAGAGAGGACGGCACUGGUGCAGGCAAGGGGCGUGCUAGAGGAGGGUGCAGACGACGCACGUGCAUCCCUGAGCAGCGAGAGUGAGGAACUAGCAUGGCUAACGGGAGUGAGGGGGGUGAGGUGGGGGGAGAGGGUGGGUGUGGGGCCGGGCGUCACAGCCACUGCAGCUGCCUCGGGUGGUCCUCUUGGCUCGGCCUCCUGGUCUCUCCUUCACUCCGCCCACUCGCCUUCCGACACCACGCACACCUCCCACCCGCACACCACUCUCUCUGUCUCAUAUCCCUCCUCUCAAGAACCGCUCUCAUCCAUCUCGCACCCUUCGUCUGACCCUUCUGCCUCUCCCUUCGCCUCUCACUCCGGACCUUCCGCCUCUCCCCCCCUCAACUGCUGCCACCUCGCCCUCCUCUUCCCACCGCUGCCUUGCACCACUCUUGCCGCUCCACAACAGCUGGAGCCAAUAAGAGAUUGCCACGUGGCAGCUCUGUGCGGGCCCACGUCAAUCAGCUCUGCUGACAGCCACACACGGACAGCAGACGGCAAGGAGGGGAGUAAGCCAAGGGUUGGGGGUGCGGAGCAGGGAAAGGGGCAUGAGAGCAGCGUGUUGAGUGGGGGAGGGAUGGGCGACGAGGUGGGAAUGCAGGGCGGAUGGAAAGGCAGAGGUGGCGGGACGGAGAGUGAGCCGCUCCGUGAGGCGACGAGCGGAAAGAGUGCUGUGGAUGGUGUGGGUUGCAGUGCGGUAUGUGACGGUAUCGAGGGCAUUGAAGGCGUUGUGCGGGUGAUUGCAGGGCGGGUGGCGCAGGGAGGGCGAGUGGUGGUGCCGUGCUCCCCGCUGGGCCCCUCCUUGGACGUGCUGCUCGCCCUGCUCUCGCCCUCCCCAUCAUCGCCCGCAGCACCGCCAGCAGCACAAUCAGCAGCAGCUGCGACACCAGGUCCAUGGGCAACAGCAGCAGCGCCAGCAGUGCCAGCACCCCGUGUGGGCGUGGGCGUGCCGGUGGUGUACCUGUCACCGGUGGCCCAGCAGGCGCUCUCCCUCGCCUGCAUCCUGCCUGAGUGGAUGCACCCCCGCGUGCACGAUAGAGUGGGCCAGCCCAUCCACGCCAUCAGCAGCGCGCUCCUCUCCCACCCCUCCGCCAACCACAACUCCAAACCAGCUUCCUCCCUUCCUGACGCACAUGGUGACGCCAGCAUGGGGCGAGGACCGGUGGGACAAGGGAGGCCGUGGGAGGCGGGAAGCACCGAGGAGGCCGCAGGGCUGUCCGUGGAACCACGACUUGUGGUGAGCGCCCUCUCCUCCCCCUCUGCCCUCUCCUCCCCCUCUGCCCUCUCCUCCCCCUCUGCCCUCUCCUCCCCCUCUGCCCUCUCCUCCCCCUCUGCCCUCUCCUCCCCCUCUGCCCUCUCCUCCCCCUCUGCCCUCUCCUCCCCCUCUGCCCUCUCCUACCCCUCUGCCCUCUCCUCCCCCUCUGCCCUCUCCUCCCCCUCUGCCCUCUCCUCUCCCCCUCUGCCCUCUCCUCCCCCUCUGCCCUCUCCUCUCCCCCUCUGCCCUCUCCUCCCCCUCUGCCCUCUCCUCUCCCCCUCUGCCCUCUCCUCCCCCUCUACCCUCUCCUCCCCCUCUGCCCUCUCCUCCCCCUCUGCCCUCUCCUCCCCCUCUGCCCUCUCCUCUCCCCCUCUGCCCUCUCCUCCCCCUCUGCCCUCUCCUCUCCCCCUCUGCCCUCUCCUCCCCCUCUGCCCUCUCCUCUCCCCCUCUGCCCUCUCCUCCCCCUCUACCCUCUCCUCCCCCUCUGCCCUCUCCUCCCCCUCUGCCCUCUCCUCCCCCUCUGCCCUCUCCUCCCCCUCUGCCCUCUCCUCCCCCUCUGCCCUCUCCUCCCCCUCUGCCCUCUCCUCCCCCUCUGCCCUCUCCUCCCCCUCUGCCCUCUCCUCCCCUUCCUCCCUCUCCUCCCUCUCCUCCCUCUCCUCCCACUCCUCCCUCUCCUCCCACUCCUCCCUCUCCUCCCUCUCCUCCCACUCCUCCCUCUCCUCCUUCUCCUCAGACUCCCACCAACGAGCUCUCCUCACCACCCACCCCACCAACCCUCUUUCUUCCCCUUCAUUGUUUUCACCUUGCGACCAUUCCAACCUUCCAGGAGCCUUCUCCACGGCCUGUGCGUUGUGUUUGCCGCCCACUCCACACUGCACUUCUAAAAAAUCCACUCUUUUGUCAUUUGAUCAACGUGAUGCCACCUCCGUGAAGCCACUGCCCUCAUGUCCCCCCUUUUUUCCCCAUCCCACUGCCCUCAUGUCCCCCCUUUUUUCCCCAUCCCACUGCCCUCAUGUCCCCCCUUUUUUCCCCAUCCCACUGCCCUCAUGUCCCCCCUUUUUUCCCCAUCCCACUGCCCUCAUGUCCCCCCUUUUUUCCCCAUCCCACUGCCCUCAUGUCCCCCCUUUUUUCCCCAUCCUACUGCCCUCAUGUCCCCCCUUUUUUCCCCAUCCCACUGCCCUCAUGUCCCCCCUUUUUUCCUCAUCCUACUGCCCUCAUGUCCCCCCUUUUUUCCUCAUCCCACUGCCCUCAUGUCCCCCCUUUUUUCCUCAUCCCACUGCCCUCAUGUCCCCCCUUUUUUCCUCAUCCCACUGCCCUCAUGUCCCCCCUUUUUUCCUCAUCCCACUGCCCUCAUGUCCCCCCUUUUUUCCUCAUCCCACUGCCCUCAUGUCCCCCCUUUUUUCCUCAUCCCACUGCCCCGUCCCCAGGCGGUCAAGCACACUGCUGCCACGGGCUCCUGGUGUAGCUGUUACGGCCCACAUGCCACGGGGUACUACUGCGGCAGGAGGCACGCCCUUCGCAACAACUUGGGCACUCAAGGCCGUGCCUGCGGGGCAUGGGGGGCGCGUGGAGGAUGGGAAGGGAGCAGGUGGGGAUGGCAGAGGAGGCGUGGCGGUGGGCGGGUCAGGCAGUGUGAAGGAGCUUAUCAGCAGCAUGCCACGGCUGCAGCAUCUCGUAGUGAGCCCUGCAGCAUCUCAUAGUGAGCCCGGUAGCGUUCAUCAAUCAAGGGCCUGUGCUGCGCGUUGGGAGCUCCCUCUCACCAGCUCAUGUGAUUCCCUUCCACUUCCUCUCCCUCUGCCCCUCUCCUUUCUUUCCGCCACUCUCCUUUCUCUGUGCCGCUCUCCCUCCUUCCUCUCCGCCCCUCUCCCUACUCACCGCCCCUUGCCCUACUCACCACCCCUCUCCUUACUCACCGCCCCUCUCCUUACUCACCGCCCCUCUCCUUACUCACCGCCCCUCUCCUUACUCACCGCCCCUCUCCUUACUCACCGCCCCUCUCCUUACUCACCGUCCCUCUCCUUACUCACCGCCCCUCUCCUGUCUCUUCCUCCCUCUCCUCUCUCCCCCCCCCUUCUCCUCUCUCUCCCCCCCUCUCCUCUCUCUCCCCCCUUCUCCUCUCUCUCCCCCCCUCUCCUCUCUCUCCCCCCUUCUCCUCUCUCUCCCCCCUCUCCUCUCUCUCCCCCCCUCUCCUCUCUCUCCCCCCCUCUCCUCUCUCUCCCCCCCUCUCCUCUCUCUCCCCCCCUCUCCUCUCUCUCCCCCCCUCUCCUCGCUCUCCCCUCCUCUCCUCUCUCUCCCCCCUCUCCUCGCUCUCCCCCCCUCUCCUCUCUCUCCCCCCUCUCCUCGCUCUCCCCCCCUCUCCUCUCUCUCCCCCCCUCGUAUUUCUCUCCCCCUUCUCCCUCCCCACCGCCCCUCUCCACAGGUCCCAGAGGCCCUCCACGCCCACCUCGCUGCAGGCCUCCCGGCAGCCAUCGCUGUGCACCCUCUCAGCACCGCCAGCUGUCACCAUCCCCAUUGAGCACCAUGCGCUCAUCACGCUCACUGCCAUCCGUCUUGGAACCCACUGGGGCGAUCCCUGGCACAUCUGCAGUGCUGUCUCCAUUGGCCAGGGUCGGAUUAUGUGACCUUUCACACGGCGGAUGA
Closterium sp. Naga37s-1 is the source of this 5187-nucleotide messenger RNA. NCBI's taxonomy places the organism in Eukaryota, Viridiplantae, Streptophyta, Zygnematophyceae, Desmidiales, Closteriaceae. The record is from the annotation of a GenBank genome assembly.